Messenger RNA from Scomber scombrus (Atlantic mackerel), 2887 nucleotides. It is a transcript of the gene ndel1b, whose product is annotated as nudE neurodevelopment protein 1-like 1b. Gene Ontology annotation, cellular component: kinesin complex; kinetochore; centrosome. The record is from RefSeq and is a predicted model, not a curated record. Gene Ontology annotation, biological process: vesicle transport along microtubule; centrosome localization; microtubule nucleation. NCBI's taxonomy places the organism in Eukaryota, Metazoa, Chordata, Actinopteri, Scombriformes, Scombridae. The coding region runs from base 120 to 1139 and encodes 339 amino acids. The transcript has 9 exons. Gene Ontology annotation, molecular function: microtubule binding.
GCCGGGGGAAGAGGUGUCUGUGUGUGUGUCUGUGUGUUAGAUGUGACGCCGGCUGGAAGGCGACCUGCAGAUACAGAAAACAGUCGGACACCGGUUUCAAAUGAGCAGUGUGCCCUGAAAUGGACACAGAGAUGAUUCCCAAAUUUUCGUCAAAGGAUGAAGAAGUUGACUACUGGAAGUCUCAAGCCCUCAAAUAUAAGAAAAGCUGCCAUGAAGCCCAAGAGGAGCUGCAGGAGUUCCAGGAAGGGAGCCGGGAGCUGGAGGCCGAGUUGGAGGCACAGCUCGGCCAGGCUGAACAUCGCCUGCGAGACCUGCAAAGCGAGAACGAGAGACUGAAGAACGAAAUGUUCAACAUCAAGGAGAAGCUAGAGCAACAGUAUGCCCAGAGUUAUAAACAGAUUUCUAUGCUAGAGGACGACCUGGGCCAGACGCGCAGCAUCAAGGAGCAGCUCAACAAAUACGUCCGGGAGCUUGAGCAGGCCAACGAUGACCUGGAGAGAGCCAAAAGGGCAACAAUAGUGUCUCUAGAGGACUUUGAGGGCCGUUUGAACCAGGCCAUUGAGAGAAAUGCCUUCCUGGAGAGUGAACUGGAUGAGAAGGAAUCUCUUCUAGUAUCUGUGCAGCGGCUGAAAGAUGAAGCACGAGACCUCAGACAGGAGCUGGCAGUACGGGAGAGAACUACAGAUAGGAUGUCAGCACCCAGCUCACCCACCUUAGACACUGACAAGAUGGAUUCAGCAGUGCAGGCAUCUUUAUCCCUCCCAGCCACACCUGUAGGAAAGAGCAUAGAGCACCCCUUCAUCAGCCCAAAAGUGAUCAAUGGCUGUGGCAACUCAUCCCUCACACCUUCUGCUAGAAUCUCAGCCCUCAACAUUGUUGGUGAUCUCCUCAGAAAAGUUGGGGCUUUGGAGUCCAAACUCGCCGCCUGUAGGAACUUUGCCAAAGACCAAGCAGCAAGAAAAAAUUACUCCACUGAUAAUGGCACGUUCAUCAACAGCAACGCUACCAAGUUCUCUCACACUCUACAUACCACGUACUUUGACAAAACGACUGUUAAUGGAUUGGAUCCCAGCUCCUUGACCUCCAUGGCGUCAUCAAGAGCCGUGUCUCCACCAGGCAUGCUGCCUCUGAGUGUGUGAGGCAUCCCCACUAAAACUCCUGUCCACCCAACACAGUAUGGGAACACAGAGGACACUUGAAAGACCAUUACAUUGUGUGUUUGCGUGAAAGAGAGAGGAUGUUUGAAAGGAACGUGUGUGUGUGUGUGUGUGUGUGUGUGUGUGUGUGUGUGUGUGUGUGUGUGUGUGUGUGUGUGUGUGUGUGUGUGUGUGUGUGUGUGUGUGUGUGUGUGUGUGUGUGUGUGUGUGUGUGUGUGUGUGUGUGUGUGUGUGUGUGUGUGUGUGUGUGUGUGUUUGCCUGAGAGUGUGCAUUUUUGAACUUGAUGUGUGCAAAAGAGGCUUGACUAUACAAUUAUUGCGCCUCCAGAUUGCAGCUCAAAAUGCAUUUGUGAGUAGGUGCACAGUGUUGUGCGCAUACGCCCCUACCACAUACUUGCAUGUGCCUAAAGCUGUGCUGUAUCGUGUUCGUAUGAAUGUCAUUGCAAAUGUGUUGCUCUUCUAGACGUCGACUUUUGAAGUGGCAAGUUAUACAAGUUCCACUGUUAAUCUGAGAGCUACUAUCCCUGACAAAAGGUCUUUAACUGACCUCAGCUUCCUCUGAACCUUCUUUUUCUCCUGUACUUUAAUUGCACAGUUAAACUAAUUUCAAUUUAGAAUGUAUUACAUUUAAAAAGGGAUAUGUUUAUAUUAACUAAUUUAUCUCACAGUAUGCUUUAAAAUGCAACAUUUCCUGUUUGCUAUUUUCUUGCACGUGUGCAUACGUUAAGUGGGGUUGGAGAGGUAUGGCUGGACCCCAUAUUUACAAGAAUGACUGAAGUGAAUGUUGAUCGUUCCAAGCCAUGUAGCCACAGCGCAGCCGUUCCUCUUGUUACUGGCUACUAGCUAUUAUUCAUUUGGAAGUAGUCUCCAUUUUAAAGCUUGGAUCUAUCAGCUGGUUCUGUCCUCUGAGGUUAAACCUGCACUUAAACAAACGGCUCCUCACAGGCGUCGACUGUUUGGAUAUCCAUGGACUUUUCGAGGGAACAGUUUUGCCUUUUUUAAAUGUUAGAUUUUUUUUUUUUUUGUGUGUGUGUUUUUUUUUGUUUUUUUUUAAUCUUGUGACAGGCUCAUUUACCUCAUUCUGAUAGGUUGGCAUUUAUUCUGUUGAUUCAUAAUAUGACAGAGGGUGAAUCUGGUUCUAUAAAACUCUAACCAACACAAAACAAUGAACACAGGAGAACAAAACAGUAAACACUGAAAUAAGGAUCAAUUUUUGAGACUGUCUGUUAACUUCAGUUGGUGUAUCUGAAUUUAUGGUACCUUUGUUUCAAGCAGCACAUUUUGCUAAUUAUUGUUAUUGUGUGACUAUUUGGGUUUUUAGCUGCUUUGAUAUUGGCUCUGCAUCCAUUUUACAUCCCUAAAUUGUGUCUGAAUCCAUUUUGCCCACGUAUCCUUCCCUGUCACAGAUCUUUUGCUCAUUCUUCAGUGUCUAUUUCUUGACACCCGGGAACCUAAUUUGAUGCAUUUAGUAUUCACUGUUAUUUAAUUAAAUUAGAUGUUAUUUUGCGCACUAUGAGAGCCUGUUACUAAAGCUUGUUCGACAGUCAGUGUACAUAGCUUGUAAGGAUGGUCAUUUUGCCUACCACAUUUGUACAUAUUGACAUUUGGCAUUAUAAGGUCAUAUUUAUUUCAGGAUCCGUAUGGCAUGUGUUCAAAUAAUGAGUUUUGCUAUCAUACAGUGGUUAAAGCCAUUGUAUUAAGAUACCAAAUUGUUUGUCAAAAUUGUUUAA